Molecule: messenger RNA, 1279 nt
Organism: Schistocerca serialis cubense
Lineage: Eukaryota; Metazoa; Arthropoda; Insecta; Orthoptera; Acrididae
Product: COMM domain-containing protein 4
Exons: 11
Coding region: 464-1066 (200 amino acids)
Source: RefSeq, a predicted model, not a curated record
GACUAGGGCAUAUGGAAGCAAGCAAUUUCAUUUUGAAAUAGUUUUGCUCACACCAACUGACUACAUAGUUGUGUCCAACGAACAUGCUUGUAGUCUUUGUUGACGUACGAAACAUGCCGGGAAAAGCCGUACAACAGUAGCAGGAUCAACUCUCGAGAACGUAAAUUUGUUGUAAUUUCUGUGUUCGUGUCCCGCAACCACAUACAUCAUACAAGCACAUAUCAAAACAUAGAGAGGUCAUUCUGCUGCUGGCACCAGUACCAGGCUGCUGACUUUGUGGUGGAUGCAUCGUGGAAGCAGACAUAUGCCUGGUGUUUGGAUACAGUAAACCACUGGCCUUCGUCUUCGCGGAAGGAAUCCUGGUAUCCAGAUAUUAGAAGAGCGAGCGCCUCUUUCUUCGAAACGUAACACGUCAAAUACAGAUUCAUCCCAGCCUGAGAAUACUUGAUUCGUCUGCUUCAUUAUGAGGUUCCGGUUCUGCGGAGAUCUGGACUGCCCAGAUUGGAUUCUUGCAGAAAUAAAUACGUUGGCGCGUAUGACGUCAAUUAAAAUGAAGCUGCUUUGCCAGCAGGUAGCACGGUCGCUUAUAGGAGAGAGCAUCGACUACGACAAAGUUAAGAAGCUUACGGCGGAUGCAAAAUAUGACACUGGUGAUGUGAAGGGAUGCGUGGCAGCAGUGUCUUUUGUGCUAACAUCAGGUGCACGCCAUGGGGUGACAGAGGAAGCACUCUCUAGCGAACUGCAGCAGUUGGGGCUGCCACGAGAGCUGAGUGCUGCACUCUGUCAUGUCUACAGCGACAAUCUACCUGCUAUUACUGCUGCUCUGCGUGACAACUCACUCCGCUUGAGCCAUCUGAAAGAUGUAAGCUGGCGUGUUGACUUGGUUGGUGGGUCAAAUGUUUUGUCUGUUGAUGGUGAAAUCAGACCAGAAGUGUGCUUGAAGCUUCAGGUGCUUGAUUGUCUAACAGGAGAAGAAAAAUAUCACCAAUUUAACGUGACAGAGGAUCAUUUAAACAUAAUGAUUGAUGAUCUGAAAAAGGUGACAGGCAUUAUUGAUGGCCUGUAGAACUUCCAGCUGUGAAAUACAUCAAUAUAAAACAGUGAAAAUCAAAAUUGCUUUGUUAUGAUGGAAUUCCAUUAAAUUGUUUUCUUUCCAGUAAUAAAUGAGAAAUGUAUUACUUGAUGAAAUGUUAAGAAAUUUGCAACUUCAAAUAAGUUACACCAUGCAUUUCUUAUGAGCAACUGUAUCAAUGGUAAUAAACACUUUUUUAUAUCAGAA